UGAAACGGGUGAAUCAUUAGCACUAGAAGCAGCAGUAGAGACAAAAUCAGAAUGCAUCUUGAUCAAUCACUGUCUCCAUACCUGUGUCUCUUUUCCCCCUGAAAAGCGGGACUUGCUUUCCAAAAUGUUGUGAUUGGGACAGAAUACAGAGAUUGCAAUCAAGAGAUAGUUUAACAGGUGUGUUUUUUUCGUGAAUGGUCGCCUAUUGGGGGAGGGGCUAGAUCGAGGCCCAAAAACCCUUAUAAGAAGCGCAAGGGCCAGGUCAAAGCUCAGCGUGCAGAAGAGGGACCGUGACAAAAGUCAAAAGGAGGUGAAUUGUACCCAGAAUGAUACACUGAUAAGAAGGUUUCCUGUGCAAAGAAAACUCAGUCCACACCACAGGCACUGAGAGAAACCAAAGGGGAGUGGGGGCAGAAGAACCAUCUAAAGAAUGACACGCAUGGCGCAAACGGCCCUGGAAGUCUUUCUUCUGAUAUUCUCGGAAUGGGCUCCCCAUGCCCGGGAUGCUGCAGGAUCCCCGUUGAUCACCCAGGGCAUUGAACGACGAGCGUCAAUGUGGAUCAAUGUCAGACUCGAGCCAGGAGGCGUGGCUCUCCGACGGAUGGGGUCCACUGGACUAAGGGGAAACAAUGAAUCCUCGAAAGGAUAGCAUGCUGGCGGCAAAGGACUUGGUGGGAAUCAGACCGAAAUAGCGAAGAGCAAUGAUUUGCUGACGAGGAAAGCUGAAGUACUUUGUGUUGGAAGAGGAAGAGGAGUGGUUUUUGGACAGUAACGAAGGAUAUGGAUGGAUGGAUGCCCUGGCACAAGAACCCCUGUAGUGGACAGGGGGAGGGCGGAGAAAAACGAGAGAAGGGACGGAAAUGGAUUAGAACCAAGCAGUCAAGAUAAAAUUAAGUGGAAUGAAGAGUUGAUAAUGAGGGAGAGUGGGUUGGAG
This is a messenger RNA of Aspergillus ochraceoroseus IBT 24754, 934 nucleotides long. RefSeq lists its product as uncharacterized. NCBI's taxonomy places the organism in Eukaryota, Fungi, Ascomycota, Eurotiomycetes, Eurotiales, Aspergillaceae. The record is from RefSeq and is a predicted model, not a curated record. Bases 431 to 649 code for a protein of 72 amino acids. The transcript has 2 exons.